This is a messenger RNA of Trichoderma reesei QM6a, 3618 nucleotides long. RefSeq lists its product as uncharacterized. Gene Ontology annotation, molecular function: DNA-binding transcription factor activity; sequence-specific DNA binding; protein binding. Lineage: Eukaryota; Fungi; Ascomycota; Sordariomycetes; Hypocreales; Hypocreaceae. Bases 1 to 3618 code for a protein of 1205 amino acids. The record is from RefSeq and is a predicted model, not a curated record. Gene Ontology annotation, cellular component: nucleus. The transcript has a single exon. Gene Ontology annotation, biological process: regulation of ribosomal protein gene transcription by RNA polymerase II.
AUGCUGCCCGCGGCCGCGCACCAGCCGGCGCAAGAGCACCCACGGCAGCCGGAGCUCGAGCUCCAGCAAUCACAGCCCGGAAACAGAACAGAAGAAGCAUCCGUGUCGGUUAGCGACAAGGCGACAUCAUCCGGUCCGCAGCCUGGCUCUCACGACGGCACGGCGCCUCCUGCAGCCGCAACAGCCGUCGCAUCAACGUCCACACCAGCGCCGCCCUCGUCGCUGCCAGCAGAUUCUGCUGCCCCCCCACAGCAGGCGCGUGCUUUAGAAGAGAACCCAAAAGCUUCAAUCGCUGCCGCACCCUCGACGACGACGACAACAACAACAACAACGACGACGACGACGACAGCGCCGCCGCCGCCGCCGCCUCCAACCUUUAACGGUGUAGCCAAGGUCGAGAGUGGCUUAGAGCAGUCCGUUGUACCAAACGCAAACACAUCUGGAGUCGGAGAGUCUGCUGGGCUGAAAGCUACAAUUGAGUCGGACGGACACGGGGGCCAAGACGUUGUAAUGGCAGACGCUCCUGGAGCUACCACGACCGCUGCUGCGACGGCGCCGCACCUAUCGCCUUCUGUUGUGCAACCUGCCCAGGUGACAUCGGCAGACCAAUUCCCAGCCUCAACACCGUUCGCAUCCCAGCCUGCUGGCAUCGACCACCGCCACGCAUACAUGAUGAUGGCCCUGGCCUCCAUGUCUGCUGCGCCGCCCGCCAUGUCGCCGCCGCCCACCGUCACCCCCUCUCAGAUGACCCUGCCCAACCCUGCCGAAGAAGGGUACUUUGGCCUGGGCUCUAACAACAACCUGCGCCAGUCUGACCCCGACAUGGGCCUCGAGUCGUUUGCUCGUGUAGAGUUCGCCGACAGCGUCUUUCAGAUGACCACCUACGCUGUCAUCAUUGGUCGUGACCAGCGAGCUCUGGAACAGGCCAGGCGGGAUGGAAAGCGUGCCGAGGAGUAUCAAAGGCGUGUCGAAGAAAAUGCGAGCAAAGGCCUUCCCCCCCCAUCCCCCAUUCCUCUGCCUCAGGACCGUCACAAGUUUAGUAAAUCGUACGUCAGUGAGGAAGGUGGCAUGCUUGGCCCAGAAUCAGAUAGCGAAGAUAAUGGGCGUCCAGCGAAGCGGCGCAAGACCAGCACUACGGGAUCGUCGCAGCAGAAUGAAAACGAGAACCCUCAAGAUAACAUCAUAUCCAACCGCCAAUACGUUUCUCACACUCCUGGCGCUGCUGCAGUCGAUCUGGCCUCGCUAAGGCCGUCACCCUACCAUGUUCCUUUCAUCGGCAUUCACUCUCCCGGCCCGAAUAUCGCGAGCAAAACCAAGGCCAUCUCCCGGGAGCAUCUCAAGAUUGCCUACAACCCGGACGAGGGUGUAUUCGAGGCAAUACCCUUACACAAGAAUGGUUUCUUCUGCGAGGAUGUUCAUUACAAGAGCGAAAAAGUUGUACUCAGGUGCGGCGAUCGCCUUCAGAUCAAGGACGUUGGGUUCAGGUUCAUCAUCAACGGCGUGGAACGAGGACGAACCGGCGCCGAAGAAUAUCAGGAAGAGGAUGCCACCAAGAAACGCCACGCUCAGGGCGGAAAGAGCAUGAGCUUCGACUUUACACAAUCACAUGGCAACGGCCAGAUCCAGGACACGAGUGAUGAGCUGUCGGAUGUGGAUGUUAGCCCCGCGGAACUGUCCGACUUUGGCGGGGACGAUGAGGGUGAGGGAGAAGAAGAGGAGAAGGUCGCAGAAGAGGGCGGUGAGGAGGAAGAGGAGGAAGAGGAAGAGGAAGAAGGAGACGAUGAAGACGAGGAGGAGGCCGAUGCCGACGUACCGGAAGCAUCCAUCGAGGGCGACUCUGAGAUCAAGGACGAAGGGGAAGUGAAUCACGACCUCUCGAUGCCCGAGAUACCAAGGAAGAGGGGCCCUGGCAGACCGCCCAAGAAUGGCAUCAUGUCGAAGAGAGAGCAGCGCUUGCUUAAGAAGCAGCAGCAAGAAAUGGCCAAGAAGACACUGCCUCAAGCGCCGCCGGUUGAGCCGCCUAUCAAGCGCAAAGUUGGCCGGCCGAGGAAACACCCGCUGCCGGAAGACGGAGUGGACCGUCCCGAAAAGCGCAAAUACAAGCCGCGGAAGCCCAAGAACGAAGACGGCGCCGAAGGCUCCGAUGCCGAGAGACGAGCGAGGGAGAAGAAGGAGAAGAAGGCACGGCCCAAGUCUCCUCCUCUGGAGCUGAAGAUUGAGGACUACACCGAGGAGCAGCUCCAGAAGCCGAACAAGAACUACGGUGUGCUUAUUGACGAAACAUUGACGGCGGCUGGCCCCGAUGGUCUCACAUUGAAGCAGAUCUACAAGAGAAUCUGCCAAAGAUACCCGUGGUUUUAUUUCCACACCGAGACGAAGGGGUGGGAGAGUAGUGUACGCCAUAAUCUGAUUGGGAACGAGGCGUUUAGGAAGGAUGAAACGACGAACCUGUGGUCUCGAGUGCCCGGUGUCGAGCUGGAUGCCGGCAAGAAGCGAAAGGCAUCCUCCCCAGACCGAGGACUGGCGGCCGCGCAGGCCUAUGGGCAUUACUCGUAUCCCUAUGCCGCCCAGCACAUGGCUCCUGGAGCGCAUCCUGGCUACCCCCCCAGCCAGGCACAGGCCCCGGCAUAUCAGGCUCCCACGUACGCGGCGCAGCCGCCGAGCCAUGCAGCGCGUCCAGCGCCGUACGGCCCAUCACAAUCACCCCCUGUUCACCAACCGGUUCAGCCGGCCGUGGGCGCUCCGCCCCCGGCUCCAGCCCCGAUCCAGCUACCGGGAUAUGGUCCUCCGGCGGCCCCGGCUCGCCCUCAGCUUGGUGUGCCCCAGCCUGGAGCUUACAGCUCGCCCUAUGCCUCGCGGCCUCCUCCCUUGGCAAGCCCGGCAGUCAAGGCCGAGGACGGCGGCGCCGGCGUACCAGCUGCGGCUGCCGUUGGGUCUGUCCAGCAGCCACCCCGGCCAAGCAUUUCGCCCGCUGCCGCCGCGGAGCCAAAGGCGGCCACCUCGGGGGCGGCACCAGCAGCGCAGAAGACGACUGUCCAGGCUGCCGCUCACCCGCCGCAACCUCGACCACAGGCGGCGCCUGCGCGGCCGAUUAUCGAGCCGCGUCUUCUUGGCGCAGUCGUCGGCCUCAAAAACGGCCUCGUGGACAAUCUCAAGAAGGCCGGCAAUCCCAAGGCCGAGGCCAUUGUCAUGUCGGCCCUGAACAGGUGCAUUGGGCUGAAGAAAGAAGCGACCGAAAACGACAAGAUGGAGGCCAUCUGCAUCAAAGGAAUCCGGCAAGUCAUUGACGGCUUCACCAAGGGCAAGAGUCCCACUCCUGGAAGCUCCACCUCAUUGCCCACUGAUACGCCGCCUGUUUUCGAGCCCAAGGUAUUGGCUGCGCUGAAUGGGCUCAAGGAUGCCUCUGUCAAUGCCAUCAAGUCCGGUCUGGGAGAGGCCAAGGCUGAGGCUGUGACGUUGUCCGCCAUUGAUCGAGUGAUUGGCCUUGCUGAUGCGAGCAUUAUGCCCAAGGCGGCCGAGGGCGAGCCGGCGAGCAACUUUGAGGGGGUCGAGCAGCAUCUCAUGAAGUCGAUCCGGCAGCUCCUCCAGGGCAUGAAUCAGAAGUUACAGGGCGAUUGA